This is a messenger RNA of Solea solea (common sole), 3743 nucleotides long. Its product is annotated as phospholipase B1, membrane-associated-like. The record is from RefSeq and is a predicted model, not a curated record. The coding region runs from base 76 to 3330 and encodes 1084 amino acids. Gene Ontology annotation, biological process: phospholipid metabolic process. Gene Ontology annotation, molecular function: glycerophospholipase activity. The transcript has 42 exons. NCBI's taxonomy places the organism in Eukaryota, Metazoa, Chordata, Actinopteri, Pleuronectiformes, Soleidae.
UGAUAAAGACAACAGGCGUCUGACUGUCAGGAGAGCAAAAACAGGCAAAAAGAAUCUGACAAAAUCAGAGAGAAGAUGUUUCCACGGCUGGUUUUCGUCUCACUGCUGAGCCUCACAUGGACAACAGUCACUGGACUACCUUGCACCCAGAUGUUUCCCUCUCCGUCACCUCCUUCCAUUGUGAACAGUGUUCGGCCCUCAGACGUGUCUGUGCUUUCUUCCGUUGGACUCCACAUGCACAGCACUGAUCUGUCCACAGUGGUAUCAAGACUCGGAGAACUGAUGAGCCUGUUCAAUCCCGCCCUCAUUAGUCCAUCCGCAGAAGAAACACACUUAUAUUCCACUCAGUUUGUGCAACAAAGGACGCUGAUGCAGCAGGCAAAAGACGUAUCACUCUAUCUCCACAACAAUAAACUCGCUGAUGCAGACAGAGACUGGAAGCUGGUGAUCCUCUUUGUCCAGGUGGAUCAACUCUGUGCCUUUGAGCAGCAGCAGGUUCAGUCUGUGAUCCAGGCAGUGGUUGAAGACGUGGACGAGGCUCUGCAGAUGCUUCACUCUCAGUUAAGGCAGACCAUCGUCAGUGUGGCAUUAUGGGAUGGAGAGCACGACACAUUCCAGUCCAAGAAGCUCUCAUGCAUGGAAUUAGACAGUGAGGGAGAAGCCAGACUUCUGAGGGCUGUACUAACUCACUCUCUGCAGGAGUCUUUGGGUGAGCUCUUGGCGAGGAGAAGCUGGUACAGUGACAGAGAGGACUUCACGGUCACUCUGCAGGAGAAACCUCUCAUCGCAGACGUCUCAUCUGUUGCUAGUGGGAAGCUUCUCUCUGAGUCAGAGACUGCACAACAAACUGAUAAACUGCUGGUUCAGCUGUGGACAAACCUGCUUCAGUCCACAGACGACAAGAGUGACGAAGGAAACAUCUUCACAGUGCCGUGUCCAACUGAGGGUCGACCCUUCCUGAGGACGGAGGGAAACUCGCCUUCAUAUAACCACGGCAGUGUCUCCCCUCUCCUUCACCCAUUCACAGGAACAGCGAUGCCCUGCAAGGAUUUCAGCCCCUCGGCCUCCAUACCCACCUCAGUCCAUGAACUCAGGCUGGCAGAUAUCAAAGUGGUGGCUGCUGUGGGAGACUCUCUGACGGCAGGAAAUGGUAUUGCAUCCAGCCAAAAUAACAUCCUGGACGUCCUGCGUCAAUACAGGGGUUUAUCCUGGAGUGUUGGUGGAGAUGGAAACCUCACUACUGUCACCACUCUGCCCAACAUCUUAAAGUAUUUUAAUCACAACCUGACGGGCUUCUCUGUUGGUACUGGCAAAGAAGAGGCUUUUCUUAACCAGGCUGUCCCAGGAGCCAAAUCCAAGGACAUACCAUCCCAGGUGCGAGCCCUCGUGGCAAAGAUGAUGAAUGACACAAGAAUCGAUUUUGCAAACGACUGGAAGUUGAUCACCAUUUUCAUUGGUGCUAAUGACUUGUGUGACCACUGCUCCAACUCUCUACUUUAUUCUGUAGAGAAUUAUGGUCGUCAUAUUAGUGAAGGCCUGGAUUAUCUACACAAAGAGGUGCCUCGAGCUCUGGUGAACUUGGUGGAGCCUUUGCAUAUUCUCCCCAUAAGAGAAUUGCACUUUGACAAGUCACUGAAAUGCCCAACUUGGCUGAUAACUAUGCUGUGUCCUUGUGUCAUUUUGCCAAUGCACAACUCUAAAGCUCUUCAAAUGUUGGAAGACCUCACCAGAACGUAUCAGCACAUAGUGCGCAAGGUUGUGGAGUCAGGUCGUUAUGACAAUCGCUCAGACUUCACGGUGGUCGUACAGCCUUUCUUCAGAGAUGUCGUUGUCCCCAGACUGCCGGACGGUCGUCUUGACCGCUCCUACUUCAGUGCUGACUGCUUCCAUCUCAGCCAAAAGGCCCAUACAAAGAUCACCCGCUCCUUCUGGAACAACAUGCUGGAACCUGUGGGUAAUAAGACUUUCAAUCAGGACUUUAAUGUAGACCUUGACCUGAAGUGUCCAACCAAGACUUCACCAUAUAUUCGCACCUUCAAAAACAGCAAUUAUGUAUAUGCUGGUCCCUCACCGACACCUGGACCACCCACAAACUGGGGAAGUGACUUCUCCUGUUUGGACCUUAGUCCAUCUCACACUGUGCCAACCUCAGUUCACCAGCUGAGACCAGCAGACAUUGUGGUGGUGGCAGCUCUGGGAGACUCUGUAACGGCAGCUACUGGCGCUAAAGCAAAGACUGUGUUCGACCUAAGUAAAAAUUACCCAGGAGUAUCAUGGAGCAUUGGAGGAGAGAAGAGUCUCGAGACUAGCACAACAUUACCAAACAUCUUGAAGAAGUUCAACCCUGCUCUAAAGGGCUUCUCCAAAGGGUCACUGCCAAGACAGAAGGGCUUCAACAUGGCUGAACCUGGAGCUAAAACAUCAGAUAUUCUAGCACAAGUACAAGAUCUAAUCACGGCCAUGAAAGAAAAUAAGGAGAUGAACUUUGAUCAAGACUGGAAACUUGUGACAAUAUUUGUAGGGGGAUACGACCUCUGCCGUUAUUGCACAGACCAAAAUAAUCUGUCACCCAAGAAUUACAGCCACAAUCUUAUGCUGAGUUUGGACACGCUUUACAGAGAGGUACCAAGACUCUUAGUGAAUGUUGUGGAGAUCUUGCAGAUACAUCCCCUGAAAACAGUUAAGAGGAACACGCUGCCCUGUGCUCUCAUGCCGAGGGUAAAUUGUCCCUGUGUAAUCAACCCAACUGAAAACUCCCCAGAGCUUGCAGAGAUAAAACGCAUCAAUCAUGAGUAUCAGGUUGAGAUCCAGUAUCUUAUUUCCAGUGAUCGCUAUGAUGGCAAAGAAGAUUUUGCUGUUGUCCUUCAACCAUUUCUACAUGAUUCCUUUAUCCCUCAUAUUGGAGCGGGCGAGCCUGACGCGAGCUUCUUCUCUGUCGACUGUUUCCACAUCAGUGAGCGAGCUCACUCUGAGAUGGCCAUUGGCCUUUGGAACAACAUGCUGGAGCCUGUGGGGAGGAAACGGGCGUAUAACAACUUCACCCACGACCGCUCCAAGAUUAACUGUCCCUCUGAGGCGAGUCCCUUCAUCUACACCAAGCUCAACAGCCUUCCCACAAGACCCACCACUCCCAUCCCUACAUCAUCCAGCCCAAUGUCAGCCCUCCCGGUGACCAGCUGUCCCUCCUCCCUGCCUGUUUGGGUGCCGGUGGUUGUGGGAAUCAUCAGUUUACUGGCUGGUGUUACUGUUGCCUGGUUACUUUUCUCCUGCAGUCAACGAGGGAAAAACAAAGUACAGAAAGGAAUAGAAAUGACGGGGACUGGUUUUUAAUGAGUGUUCUUUUUGUCAAAAAACAAAAGAGUGUUUAAGCCGUAAAUAUUCAGACCAGUACAUGCUUCUUUCUUGCCACUUGUUGAGUGUUCUGGUGUCAUAUUAAUAGUUUAUCUGUAUAAGCUAAUAAUAGCUUUUCUGUUUAUUAUGAGGACAGAGCUGCAGAUUAGUUUCUCUGUUGGACUGGAAGUACGAGCAAUCAUUUCACACACCACAGAUAUGAAUAAAUGCUAGUUUGAAUAAUACUAAUAUAUUAAUUGUAGUAAAAAGUAUGUAAACUUAUUUGUAUAUUUUGUGCUACAUAGAAAUGAAAAAGUAUUCCAUGUAUAUUUGAUUGACCUUUAUCAAUCCAAGCAUUUUGUAUAUUUCUUUUUAAUAAUUGUUAUUUAUUAAUAAAAAAAUGUUGAAUUGAA